Prunus dulcis (almond) is the source of this 746-nucleotide messenger RNA. RefSeq names its product glutathione S-transferase U10-like. Gene Ontology annotation, biological process: glutathione metabolic process. The transcript is spliced from 2 exons. Gene Ontology annotation, cellular component: cytoplasm. The record is from RefSeq and is a predicted model, not a curated record. Lineage: Eukaryota; Viridiplantae; Streptophyta; Magnoliopsida; Rosales; Rosaceae. The coding region runs from base 50 to 745 and encodes 231 amino acids. Gene Ontology annotation, molecular function: glutathione transferase activity.
UGAACAUCAGAUAAAAAAACUACACAGAGAGAGAGAGAGAGAGAGAGAGAUGGCAGAGGAAAACAAAGUGACCCUUUAUGGAAUGUGGAUAAGCCCUUAUGUUAAGAGGGUGGAAUUCGCUCUCAGACUCAAAGGCAUACCCUAUGAAUAUGUGGAGGAAGAUUUGAGGAACAAAAGCCCAUCGCUCCUCAAAUUGAAUCCUGUUCGUCAGGAAGUUCCAGUUCUUGUCCACAAUGGAAAAGCAAUUGUUGAGUCUCUUUUCAUCCUUGAAUACAUUGAUGAAACCUGGAAAACUGGCCCUCAACUUCUACCAGAAGAUCCCUAUAAACGUUCCCAAGUUCGCUUCUGGGCAAGCUAUCUGCAACAGGUGUUUGAGAGCAUGGUCUCAGUGCUCAAAAGCAGUGGAGAAGCACAAGAGAAAGCCAUUAAAGAAGUGACUGAGAAACUUAACUUACUUGAAGAGGGAUUGAAGGGUUUCUUCCCAAAUGGCUUCCCUAAUUCAUUUGACAAAGAAAAUGUGGGACUACUAGAGGUGGUCAUUUUUUCACAUUUUGGUUCAUAUGAAGCUCAGGAAGAAGCCCUUGGAGUAAAAUUUAUAACCCCUGAGAAGACUCCACUAAUUUAUUCCUCCGUAACAGCUCUGACUGAGAUCCCUGCGGUGAAAGCGGAGCGCAAUUCUCAUGAGAAGGUGGUGGCUUUCCUCAAGUUCGUUAGACGAAAUGCCCUCAGAUCUUCUGCUGAGUGAC